AUGAACUUCCUCUCAGCCCAUAAAGAACGUAUCGUUGUUUUAGGCUCAGGAUGGGCUGGAUAUGCCCUUGCCAAGAAAAUAUCACCUUCAGCAGCAUCUCGUGUCCUCAUUUCUCCUCGGUCUCACUUCGUCUUUACUCCCCUCAUAGCCUCAACAGCCGUCGGCACUCUGGAGUUUCGUGCCGCUGUUGAGCCCUGUCGAAAACUUGACCUCACAGAGUUCCAUCAAGCCUGGGCUUCAGAUCUUGACUUUGCCAAUAAGAGCAUUACCGUCGAGGCCAACCAACGCGAUGGAGUCACAGCUCGUUCGGGCAAAGAUCUCAAGGGCCCUGAGUUCCAGAUUCCUUAUGACAAGCUCGUUAUAGCUGUUGGUUGUUACAGCCAAACUUUUGGUGUUGAGGGUGUCAAGGAGCACGCGUGCUUCCUUCGAGAUGCCACUGAUGCUCGAACCGUGCGCCUAAAGAUUUUGCAAAAGUUCGAACAGGCUUCUCUGCCUAGUACAAACACGUCUCAAAGAAAACGACUACUUCACUUUGCAGUUGUAGGCGGUGGUCCCACAGGUAUCGAGUUUGCAGCUGAGCUUCACGAUCUUAUACACGAGGAUCUGUCCAAGCUAUAUCCCGAACUGAUGCCUCACGUCGCCAUCACCAUUUACGAUAUUGCACCCAAAGUUCUUCCCAUGUUUGACCAGAACCUUGCCGCAUACGCGACAAACAUCUUCAAGCGAGAAGGCAUCCGCAUCAAGACAGAACAUCACCUGCAAGGCAUCCGUCGCCAAGGUCAUGUACUUCUCAUGCGUAUAAAGGAGGAGCCCGAAGAAGUCGCAGCAGGUGUUGUGGUCUGGAGCACAGGACUCAUGCAAAAUCCACUCGUUGGAAGGACAGUCGACCGUGAAGUCGGGGACUUGGGCAAGAUUGUAAAGAACGAAAAGACAGGUGGUUUUGCGGUUGAUUCCCAUCUUCGUGUGCAGGUAAAAAGCAAAGAUUCCAAUGGCAAGGAAAUCACAAAGCCUUUGCCUGAUGUGUACGCUAUUGGAGACUGCGCAAACAUUGAAGGCCAGGCACUCCCUGCCACAGCCCAAGUGGCGAGUCAACAAGCAAUAUAUCUCGGCAAAAGAUUUAACUCCGGAAUAUCUUCUCAAGGUCCUCCGACUGCGCCCUUCCACUUCCGUAACUGGGGGACUAUGGCCUAUCUCGGUGGCUGGAGGGCGAUUCAUCAGAAUGGCGCAGACGAGCUCAAAGGUCGAGCGGCGUGGAUUCUUUGGCGCACUGCGUAUUUGACCAAAAGUAUGAGUUUUAAGAACAAACUCAUGAUUCCUUUUUAUUGGUUAAUCACUUGGAUCUUUGGACGAGAUAUCUCGAGAUUUUGA
Fusarium poae is the source of this 1368-nucleotide messenger RNA. RefSeq lists its product as uncharacterized. NCBI's taxonomy places the organism in Eukaryota, Fungi, Ascomycota, Sordariomycetes, Hypocreales, Nectriaceae. The record is from RefSeq and is a predicted model, not a curated record. The transcript has a single exon. Gene Ontology annotation, molecular function: NADH dehydrogenase activity. The coding region runs from base 1 to 1368 and encodes 455 amino acids.